AUGCAGGGCUUGGUGCGGCAGCAACAGCAGCAGCAGGAGUCGGAGCAGGAGUUUCAGCAGAAAGAACAGCAUCAACACCAGCAGCAGCAGCAGCAACAGCAGCAGCAGCAGCAGCAGCAGCAGCAUGAAAGUUGUAUGGAUUCUCUCUCUGUGCCUGUGCUGCAUCUAUACGAGAAGCAAGACGGCUCCAGUGUCACUGCAGCAGACUGGGCCUCGCAGAUAGCCAUCCUCGUCACCCUGCGGCGCCAGUACCCCACAGACGUCUUCAUUGCUGAAGAAGCAGCAAACGUAUUCGCUCCCCUUCUACCCAGGGGGGCCCCCGAAACGGGGGGCCCCCCAUCUCGUACUGGAGGGGGGGCCCAGGCAGCAGCAGCAGCAGCAGCAACGACAGCAGCAGCAGCAGCAACAGCAGCAGCAGAAGCAACGAAACAGCUGCUCGUCCGUGAGCUAGGACUUCCUCCAGAGCAGCAGCAGGAGCCAAGACGGGAGAAGGGCUCCCCUUCUGGUGGGGGAGGCCCCUGUCCUGCUGCUGCUGCUGCUGCUGCUGCUGCUGCUGAUGCUGCUGCUGCCGGCAGGCCAACCGUGGGCCCCUCUCCUCCAACCAAACGCCUCGAAGCAAAGGGGGACCGCAUGCAGCUGCUGCGUGAGGUUGUGUGGCUGCUGAUGGAGGGGGCCCCCCAGCAUCUGCUUUCGCUGAUAGAGGAUGGGCUGAAGGAGGACCCUGCUGCAGCAGCAGCAGUAGCAGCUGCAGCUGCAGAAGCAGCAGCAGCAGCAUCAGAAGCAACAGCAGCAGCAGCAGCAGCAGCAGCAGCAACGGUCUCGACUGCAACAGCAACAGGAGCAAGAGACCCGAGGACAGCGGACGGUCUCGACUGCAACAGCAACAGGAGCAAGAGACCCGAGGACAGCGGAGGGCAACGGUCUCGACUGCAACAGCAACAGGAGCAAGAGACCCGAGGACAGCGGACGGUCUCGACUGCAACAGCAACAGGAGCAAGAGACCCGAGGACAGCGGAGGUGCGCAUACACCCCAGGGCCCCUAAAGAAGAAACAGAGAAAGAGGAUUGGGGGGGCCCCGCCACUGUCGUCUUCUUACGGGGACUGCAGCGGCUGGUGAGGCGCCCAGAGGCAGCUGCUGCGCCAGCAGCAGCAGCAGCGCCAGCAGCAGCACCAGCAGCAGCAGCGCCAGCAGCAGCAGCAUCACCAACAGCAGCAACAGCUCCAGCAGCAGCAGCAGCAGCUCCAGCAGCAGCAGCAGCAGAUAUCGGCAAUGCGCAGCAAAUGCGUUUCUGGCUGAUUGACCCCAUCGAUGGAUCUCGCGGUGUAUUUGGAGAGCAGCGCGGCUUUUGCUUCUCUACAGCUGUUGCUCUUUUGGUGGGUCCUCAGCAGCAGCAGCAGCAGCAGCAGCAGCAGCAAGGGGAGCAGCAGCAACAGCAAGUGCAGCAAGAGCAACAGCCGCAACACUCUCAGCAGCAGCAGCACAGGUCUUCUCCACUCACGACAUCCGUACGGCCUGAACAGCAGCAGAAGCUGCAACAAGACCAAACACAGCAGCAGCAGCAGCAGCAGCAGCCACGGGUAGUGCUAGCUUCCAUCUGCUGCCCUUCUUACGACUUGUGGCGCAGCAGCAAUAGCAGCAGCAGCAGCAGCAGCAGUCUUUUGCCCUUUUGCACACCCAGGGCCCCGCUAAACCUUCCGAGCGGGGAGUACACCCGGUCCCCCGACCCUUCUGAACGGGGUGCUGCUGCUGCUGCUGCUGCUGCUGGCGCUGCUGUUGUUGCUGCUGCUGCUCCUGUCAGUGCUCCUGCUGGCGCUGCUGCUGCCACCGCGGGUGCUCCUGCGGCUGCCGUUGCAGGUGCUGCUGCUGCUGCUGCUGCUGCUGCUGGGCGUGUCUCUCUUGAUGGCUGUACCCUGUCCGGUACAGGGGCCGAGGCCUGCGAGGCUGGUUCUGCUGCUGGAGGCGAGCGGGGGGCCCCCCAAGGGGCCCCCCAAGGGGCCCCUCAAGGGGGCCUCCAAGCGGCCCUUCAGGGGGCCCCGCGAGGGGACCGGGGGCCCCUGAUUUGCGCUGAGCAUCUGCGGGGUUGUGUGCUGACGACGGCGGAGGGUCUCCCUGCGAGGCUGAGCGUGAGAGAUGAGGUCACUGGGGGCCUGCUGCACCUCAUGCAGCAGCAGCAGCAGCAGCAAAAGCAGCAGCAGCAACGACAGCAGCAGCAGCAGCAGCAGAGGGCUGUGUUUCUCCCCUUGACCGACUGGCCGCCAUGCGACAAUCCUUAUCAUCGAGGGUUGGGGGUCUCCCCUACCCCAGAGGAGACAGCAGCAGCAACAGUAGCAGCACUAGCAGCAAAAGCAGCAGGAGGAGAGCAAGCAGGAGCAGCAGCAGCAGCAGGAGAAGCAGCAGCAUCUGUCUCUUCUGUCCCCUUUCGCUGGACUGUCUCUGUGCCGAACUACAAGCGGACGCACCCGCUGCUGCAGCAGCACUUAUCGGGGCCCCCUGAUGCUGCAGGGGCCCCCUGGCGCCUCUCUCAUAAGAAGGGCCCCUCAAGGCGUUUAAGCUCAUGGGGGCCCCCGGGGGCCCCCCGGGAGGGCCCCCAGGCCGCCACGGAGACAGGGGAGUUGCUGCUCCCAAGCGGAGACACCCAAACUGCUUGGAGCAGCAGAACUGGGGGCCCCCCACCCUGGGGGCCCCCUCAUCAUGGGGCCCCCCAGGGGCAGCAAUUUCUGUCGCUUAGGUGUGGGCAUGUAGUCAAGUACCUCGCUGUCGCCCUAGGCCACGCAGACGCCUUUCUGCUGCUGCCUGCAUCAUACGGGGGCCCCCCGCGCGAGACCGGGGGGCCCCCACCAUGCUACCCGAGCAGCUGCAGCCCGCAGCAGCAGCAAACGCAGCAACAGCAGCGAACAGAGGGGGGGGGCCCUCUGGCGCAGCAACCAGGAGAGAGGAGGGGGGGCCCCCUUGCUGCUGAGACAGGGGGGGCCCACCGAGGAGACAGCGAGAACGCCACGGCUCCCCGCAGCAGCCCCCUGCUGAUGGUUUGGGACCAUGCAGCAGGAGCAGCAGUUGUUGAGAUGCUGGGGGGCCUCGUGUUAGACUCAGACAGAAGGCGAGUGCAGGGCUACUGCUACUUGUCUCCUGCCUCUGUCUCCGCGCAGAACCCCUCUCCUGCUGCUGCUGCUGCUGCUCCUACUGCUGCUGCUGCUGCUACUCCUGCUGCAGUAGGCUGCCUCCCCAAGCCCCUGCUGCAGCAGCACGGGGGUACUCGUCCUGCUUCAGAACAACCAGCAGGGCCCCCCCCCUAUAGGCCUCGGGGCCCCCAGGGGGCCCCCCUCCAGGGGCCCCUGGAUGCGUACCCGGGGCCCCCACCGGCAUUCACUCUCAGGGGGGGGGCGCUGGUUGCUGCUCGCAGCGUAGAUGCCGCCAACAGAAUUUUUGGUGCUUUGGAGGCCCUGAGGACCUGA
Molecule: messenger RNA, 3453 nt
Organism: Eimeria mitis
Lineage: Eukaryota; Apicomplexa; Conoidasida; Eucoccidiorida; Eimeriidae
Exons: 4
Coding region: 1-3453 (1150 amino acids)
Biological process (GO): phosphatidylinositol phosphate biosynthetic process
Source: RefSeq, a predicted model, not a curated record